UUCGUCCACACCAACAGCUCAACAGAAACAAAACGCAAUACGAUUCCUUCGGCUUGCUUUCACCUUAUCAAUGCAUACAUUUUUGAUAAUUUGAGACAAUAAUACAAUAUUACAAAAAAAACGAACUGUUCGAAGCCUCUUCUGCUGAUCGUCAUGGAUCAAGAAGAAAUCUGCCAGAUAUGCAAUUCCGCAGCCUCCAAAUAUAGCUGCCCUCGGUGUAACAUUUUCUAUUGCUCCUUGUCCUGCUACAAAUCUCAGAAGCAUGAAAACUGCUCGGAGAGCUUCUACAGGGAAAACGUUAUCCAGGAAAUGGCUUCCCUCAAAGACGACGAGCAGGAAUCGGCUCAAAGUUCCAAAGCGAUGAUGGACAUUCUCAAACGAUUGGAUGGAACUGCGGAGGCACCUUUUGGGGACGAGGAGGAAGAGGACGAGGACGAUGAGAACCGUUUCGAAGAGAUCGAUUCUGACGACGAGGAGAACAUUGCCAGUUUGGCUGAACGGCUUGGCGGGAUCGAUUUGGACAAUGCCGAUGCCGUUUGGGAACAGUUAACGAAGGAAGAACGGAUGGAGUUUCAGAACAUUUUAGAGAGCGGGGACGUUAGCCAAAUUAUGCCGGAACUUGAGCCUUGGUGGAUGGGUCAGUAUAAGGUGGACCUGGUACAAUCUGCUGAGGGUAACAAAUUGUCCACGGGAGAAAAGGAACUCCUGGAAAAGUGUCCACCUAUUAAGAAGAAUAUCAAAUGCUUCAAGGAGCUUUGUAGCAAAGAGCCUUCCACGUUUAUGAAGUUCAAUUUGGCCAACAUUCUGGCAGCUUACGCCCUAACGUACCGUUACUUCAACGGAGAUUUCAAGGACUGCAUCCCAGAAGCAGUCAACUGUAUGAUAUCGAUUUGUGGCAACUUCAAAUGCAACACCAUUUACGAUUGCGAGAAGCUCGCCGUGGAAUCGGUUUGCCACGAAUGCCGCCAAGAGCAACUUCCGGCGGAUAGUGAAACCAGUUUACUACUGGCACAGGACGUGGAACAGUUUUUCGCCGGACCGAGCAACUGUGGGGUCAAAUACCGGAAACACUUUGUCCUGGCAGCCCUGUCGGAUGCACAUCGGCUGUUCAGUCUGGCCAAGAAGGACGACCAGCAGCGACAAAAACAGGGCGAAUCGGGGAAAGCGGCUAUCGGGGAGUUUAGCAGUAAGUUUUGCGAUCAAGUUGGACAGCUGGAUUAUUUGGAACCGGGGCAGCUUAAAAGCUAUAUCAAAAAGCUUGACUUUGUGCUUUCGUAUGCUAAGGAUUAUCUGUAGCUAAGUUUUAUACAAACCAAUACUGAAAUAAAAAGCGAUACAGAGAAAAUAAAUGAGUUUAUUUCGAAUGUAA
This is a messenger RNA of Aedes aegypti (yellow fever mosquito), 1369 nucleotides long. RefSeq names its product zinc finger HIT domain-containing protein 2. The transcript is spliced from 2 exons. The coding region runs from base 154 to 1296 and encodes 380 amino acids. NCBI's taxonomy places the organism in Eukaryota, Metazoa, Arthropoda, Insecta, Diptera, Culicidae. The record is from RefSeq and is a predicted model, not a curated record.